Epithele typhae is the source of this 831-nucleotide messenger RNA. Its product is annotated as Aldo/keto reductase. Gene Ontology annotation, molecular function: oxidoreductase activity. NCBI's taxonomy places the organism in Eukaryota, Fungi, Basidiomycota, Agaricomycetes, Polyporales, Epitheliaceae. The coding region runs from base 1 to 831 and encodes 276 amino acids. The transcript has 6 exons. The record is from RefSeq and is a predicted model, not a curated record.
AUGGCCGUCGUUGCGAAGAUCGUCUAUGGUACUGCCUGGAAGAAGGAGCGCACGACGGCAUUCGUCGUCAAUGCGGUGCUCCACGGCUUCAGGGCGAUAGAUACAGCUUGUCAACCAAAACACUACCGGGAAGACUUGGUCGGCACCGCGCUCCAGAUCCUCUACGAGAAACAUGGGUUCAAGCGUGAAGACCUCUUCCUCCAAACCAAAUACACUCCCAUCGACGGCCAAGACGCCUCGCAACCACUCCCCUACGACCCCACGGCCGACGUCGCGAGCCAAGUCCGCGCCUCCGUGCAGACCUCGCUCGCGCACCUCCACACCGCCUACCUCGACAGCGUCCUCCUCCACUCCCCUCUGCGCACGCUCCCCGACACGCUCGCGGCGUGGCGCGCGCUCGUCGCGCUGCGCGCCGAGGGCGUCGUGCGCGCGAUCGGCGUGAGCAACGCGUACGAGCCUGCGGUCCUCGCCGCGCUCGAGCGCGACGGCGGCGCCCGCCCGGACGUCGUCCAGAACCGCUGGUUCGAGCGCAACCGGUGGGACGCGGGCGUCUGGGCGUACUGCGUCGAGCGCGGGAUCCAGUAUCAGUCAUUCUGGACGCUCUCAGGAUCUCCGAGCCUCCUUUCGAGCGCGGCUGUCCAAGCCAUUGCUGCGAGCAAGAAGUGCACCCCCGCUCAAGUGCUCUUCCGAAUCGCACAGCUGAACGGGGUCACGCCCCUCUCGGGGACCACUCAAGAGAAGCACAUGGACGACGCCGUUGCAGCCGAGAAGUUGGACUUCAGCGAUGUGCAGUCUGCUGUGGACGAAAUCUUGAAGAUCAUUCGCGCAUGA